Molecule: messenger RNA, 929 nt
Organism: Austrofundulus limnaeus
Lineage: Eukaryota; Metazoa; Chordata; Actinopteri; Cyprinodontiformes; Rivulidae
Gene: lsm3
Product: LSM3 homolog, U6 small nuclear RNA and mRNA degradation associated
Exons: 4
Coding region: 85-393 (102 amino acids)
Biological process (GO): mRNA splicing, via spliceosome
Molecular function (GO): RNA binding
Source: RefSeq, a predicted model, not a curated record
UGCUUAUUGUUGUGUGAAAACGCGUUUUUUAUGGACCGGGCGGCUUCCGUAGCGGUCAGCGUUACUUGACGCAAACUCAAAAUCAUGGCGGACGAAGUUGAGCAGCAACCAACUACCAACACGGUUGAGGAGCCGCUGGAUCUGAUCAGACUCAGUCUGGAUGAGAGGAUCUACGUGAAGAUGAGGAACGACAGAGAGCUCCGCGGCCGCCUGCAUGCGUAUGACCAGCACCUGAACAUGAUCCUGGGCGACGUGGAGGAGACGGUGACGACGGUGGAGAUCGACGAGGAGACGUAUGAAGAGCUUUAUAAGUCUACCAAGAGGAACAUCCCCAUGCUGUUUGUCAGAGGAGACGGCGUCGUCCUCGUAGCUCCGCCUCUCAGGGUGGGCUGAACCCCUCUGCCAUCAUCAUCCUGUAAUAAACAAUGAAACUUCUUUUUUUUUUUUAAUUGGCUGCAUAAAUUAAACAUUUGUUUUGAGUGACAGGGCAAAGAAAAUGUGAAGUGAGAGCAAGUUUUUGUUGCUGGAUGCUUUUUGUAAUUUUGUUCAGAUCUGUCCACAGUGGAUGUUUUAUUUAUCUUUGUUCAGACAGAACUGAGUAAAUCUUUUCAGUUGUUUGUGUCCUGCUGUCUGCUUGUGUAAGAUUAGGUUACUGAUGUUUCAGGGUGGUUUCCAGCUGUAUUUUUAAAGUAUUAGCAGACUGAACAAAGCAAAGAGGGAUUUUAUUUUCUGAUUUCUUGAAUUGCCCUGUUUUUAUUUCCAACAAAUCGAACCAUUUGAUUUUGAAAUAUGCAAGAAGUUUUUUUUUUUGGCAUUUAUUUUAUUAAAUCUUUUUAUACUUAAGGUGUUUUGUGAAUAGAUCGUGCUUAGGUUUGCAAACUUUUGUUUUCAUGUGGUUGAAUAAAAAAAAGAAAUGAAAAACUGGUAAA